GCAGAAAGCUUUGGCAUCCACCGGAGGUCGGAGUGUGCAAGCAGCUUGCGACUGGCUCUUUUCCCACGUGUGUGACCCCUUCCUCGAUGACCCUCUUCCUCGGGAAUACGUCCUCUACCUACGUCCCACUGGCCCCUUAGCGCGGAAGCUGACCGACUUCUGGCAGCAGUCGAAGCAGUUGUGUGGGAAAAACAAGGCCCACAACAUCUUCCCCCACAUCACACUCUGCCAGUUCUUUAUGUGUGAAGACAGCAAGGUGGAUGCCCUCUGUGAAGCCCUUCAGGCAACAGUGACCAGGUGGAGGUGCAAAUUCCCUCUCCCGUUGCCUCUGGAACUCUAUACCUCAUCAAACUUCAUCGGUCUCUUUGUUAAGGAGGACUAUGCGGAGAUCCUGAAGAAAUUUGGCUCGGACUUUGCGGCGGAAGCCACUGCUAAAGCUGCUCUUUGGGGGCUGAAAUAUGAGCUAGUAUCAGAAGUGAAAAGAAAUGAGCUCAAAGUACCAAUGACCUGUGCCUUUAUUUUACACAGUGAUGCCCUGGAGGAACAGCGAGAAGUAUACAGUCCAAGAAUCACGUGA
Molecule: messenger RNA, 577 nt
Organism: Thamnophis sirtalis
Lineage: Eukaryota; Metazoa; Chordata; Lepidosauria; Squamata; Natricidae
Source: RefSeq, a predicted model, not a curated record